Molecule: messenger RNA, 2029 nt
Organism: Electrophorus electricus (electric eel)
Lineage: Eukaryota; Metazoa; Chordata; Actinopteri; Gymnotiformes; Gymnotidae
Gene: marchf4b
Product: membrane associated ring-CH-type finger 4b
Biological process (GO): protein ubiquitination
Molecular function (GO): zinc ion binding; ubiquitin-protein transferase activity
Source: RefSeq, a predicted model, not a curated record
AACCAAGUUAAAACGAAAGUGCUUUACACAGAAGAUUGUUUCGGAUGUCAGACCAGCAAGUUUGUAUUUAAAGGAAUAUUGGGAAAUCCAUACGUCUUUUCUACGUUCUUAAUAAAGGGUGGCAUUAAACUUUCUAUCUCACUAAAAUCUGACAGCAACCAGUAUCACUGGGGUUUUUUAACCAAGGAACGGAUACUGUGCGGCCGAGGUAUGCUGAAAGGCCGCUGCUGUUUUCUUUUCAAUGACCUGAAGGUGCUACUGCUCAGGCCACAGACUCCGGGUGAUCCUCCUCCCGCGCUCGGCCCCAUGAGCGGACAAACGCCGACGCGCCAUGAGAGCGAAGUCAACUCGUACUCGUGCGUCGCAAGCAAUAACAACACACUGCGCGCCCAUCGACUACAACACUGGAAUACCCCGUCAACAGAAGACGCUGUGGGGACGGAGUUACAGAAGGACACGACGGGAUGGUCGGGCACGGCAACCGAGCUCUCCGGAGCUCUGCACAGCAGCUACUCCACUGAUGAGUUCGUCAAAGAUAAACGGGAUGAGAGGUUCUCCUUCAUCAGUUAUGCCGAGGGCACCCCUGUGUGCAGGAUAUGUUUUCAAGGACCAGAGCAGGGGGAGCUGUUAAGCCCAUGCCGCUGUAGUGGCUCUGUUCGCAGUACUCAUCAGCCUUGUCUCAUUAAGUGGAUCAGUGAGAGAGGCUCCUGGACAUGUGAGUUGUGUUACUACAAGUACCAGGUCAUUGCCAUCAGCACCAAGAACCCACUGCAGUGGCAGGCCAUCUCGCUAACAGUAAUUGAGAAGGUGCAGAUUGCAGCAGCCAUCUUGGGCUCGCUCUUCCUCAUUGCCAGCAUCUCAUGGCUGGUCUGGUCGUCCUUCAGCCCCUCAGCCAAGUGGCAACGGCAGGACCUGCUCUUCCAGAUCUGCUACGGCAUGUAUGGCUUCAUGGACGUGGUCUGCAUUGCUCUGAUCGUCCACGAGGGCCCUUCCGUGUUCCGCAUCUUCAGUCGCUGGCAGGCAGUCAAUCAGAAGUGGAAAGUCCUGAACUAUGACAAGAAGACGGACAGUGAGGAUCUGAAAGCCAGCGAGGAGGGUGAGUGGACACUCUCGCUGCAGGAAGGAGUCGGGAUAUCACCCUCUGCCUCCUCACUGAUGGCUGCCGCGGCCACGCCAGCCCCCGGUACACCCGGCACUGUGACGGCGGGCCCUGGUGUAGAUGACCCGCUGCAUAACCAGGCCAGCAGGCCAGCUGUGACCGACCAGCACUGCCCUUACAGCUUUCUCCAGCUCCUCAGCCACCUCCGGCCCCACGAACCGCGCAGCCAGCCGGCCCCAGCCAGCGUUGCCAGCAACCAGCCCAGGGAACUGGUCAUGAGAGUAACCACUGUGUGAGCAGAGAGGGAGUUACAUCCUUAUUGUUGUGGACAUGGAAAGUCAUAUAAGCACAAUAGAGUGACAGUUUUCUGUGCAAAAGUGCAAGUCUUGCCUGAGUGGAACAAAAGCACACGCCAUUUCCGUUUGAAAUGCAUAUUCUGUUAGGAUGAAGUCCUAUCCAGUGCUCAGGGCUCUGGAUGCUGUGUCUCAUUUGAUGCAUUUGAAGUGUGUCGAUAAGGGGUAUAACAUGAAUUUGCAUAUCUUUAACCUGUACACAGAUGGGGAUGAUACUGUUCUCCCUUGGCUGCAGCAUUGCAGAUAUAUAAAAAAAAAAGAUACUAUUACUAAGAUACUACUAAGCUAUACUGGUCUUUCUAGUAUAGCUGUGUCUCUCAAUCAGCCUGUCACUGUGUUUUCCCAAGGAACAUUGCACAAGAGAAAUUCAGAUUUCAGGCUAAAUGAAGACGACUGUCUUAUGCUUGUUGUGUGCUUUUCAAAAGCCAUUAUUGUCUCAAUCAUAUGGAUUGCCAUUACGUGUUUAUGUCACGUUAACAAUUUCCACAUGGUGUUUUAAGAUUAUUUUUGUCUUGUUGCUAUUUCACUUCUACUAAAGACGAAAUAAACCUCAGCAAUGCUGAUGUGAAGAAGAGCA